CAACUCCCAGCUUCGGAUUCCCGAAAAACCCUAGUUUUCGAACCACAAAUAUUCAGAAUUCCGAAUCUGGCGAUGGUCCUCAACAAGAGAUCGCGUACUCCGAGCUCAGCCAGCGAGCAGACAGAGUCUCCGGAGAUAUUGGAAGGCGCCGUCGCCGUCCCGUCGCCGGAGAUAGGGAGAGGACAGUUGCAGUCCACCGUUCUGUCGCUGGAGCAGUGUUGGUUCUGCACUAAGAAGCUGAGUCCGGAGGAAGACAUCUUCAUGUACGGCGACUUGGCGUUCUGUUCAAAGCAAUGCAGGGAACGACAGAGAAUAAGCGAUAGGUCUGUGAGAUUGAGAGAAGAAGCGCGUAAGAAGAAGGGGAAAACAUGCAGCGGCGGGGUCAUGGAGUCAGAAGACUGCACCAUAACCACUGAAAGCCUCACAAGGCUCAGACCCUCCCAGUUUCACAAGUGAAGAUCCUAGUCAAUGUUUUCUCUUUUCUAAAUCGGUGCUUGACCAUUUUUUGUUCUUGAGAUGGGCUUGCACUCUCUGUUGUCAGCAAUAUAUAUACACACACAGAGACACACUUGAACAGUUUGGUUUUCUGUAAAGACAUAUUCUUUCUUUGCUUCCAGAA
Molecule: messenger RNA, 619 nt
Organism: Tarenaya hassleriana
Lineage: Eukaryota; Viridiplantae; Streptophyta; Magnoliopsida; Brassicales; Cleomaceae
Exons: 2
Coding region: 73-456 (127 amino acids)
Source: RefSeq, a predicted model, not a curated record